UCUCACCUCUAAAAAUAAAAGGUGCCCCAUCGACACCAAUUGAAAGAUGGAAUAAAAUAUACACAAGUAGCGUUACGAUUCAUUCAUUAGUAAACAUAAAAAGAAGAGCAAACUAUGCAGACAGGAACUGCAGUCGGCGGAAAAAGCGACAACAUCAUCUCUGCAUCCGCAGAUUGGCACCAUUGGUGUCGACUUUGCGCGAAGAUUGAUAUACAUAGUAAAAAUAUUUUCUAUGAACAUCAACCACUAAUGACUUAUACUGUUGAAAAAAGUGAUGAUAAGAGAUGUACAAUGGCCGUCGCAAUCGGAAAAUAUUUUUGUGUGCAAAUUAAAGGCGAUGAUGAUCUGCCCAAACUAUUAUGCACAGAGUGCAUUUCAUUGGUAACAACCCUUUUAGAUUUCAAUGAACGUGUAAUUAAAGUGCAAGAAAUGUAUGCUGAGCUGCAAAGUACACAGUUCGGUAAUGAUGUAGACUUUCAGUCUAUUCGACUAAAAUACGGAAUUUUGAAGGAAGAUCCAGCUCAGAUAUAUAUGAACCAAUAUGGGGAAGAUUGUUUUACUGAGAAGUUUGACCAAGCAAGUAUAGCAGACAUACACAAUUUUGAAAUCAAAUUAAUAAAAGAAAUUCCAAGUGAUGAUAUUCAACCCGAUGAGGUUAGUCAUGCACUUGAAUAUGAAGACAGAGAAGGAGAAGAUCCUUUUGCCAGCGGAGUUAUCGUUGAGACCUCUGAAAACCAGACUCUUCGUGCAAUAAAAGAAUGUGAUGGAGAAAGUAAUGAUGGUAAAUUAUCUGAUUUCAUACCUCUGAAUGCACAGAAUAAGUUAUUAAAAACCGAAAUAAACAUAAAUGAAAAGGCAAGAUCGUCAAAGAAAGAUAAGAAAUUGAAAUUAAUUGAUACUAAUCGUAAACGAUCUAACAAAAAUAGUUUUAACAAAAAGUUAGAAAAGUGUAUUAUUGGUACCGAGGGAAAGUCAACUGACGACAAGUACUUUUGUAGCAACUGCUCAAUUCACUUCCAACGACCUGGCAAUUAUUGUAAGCAUAUGAAGAAAAUACAUGGCAUUGUAUAUGAAUUAGAUCCUUUGACAUGUCCUCAAUGUCAUAAAUCUUUCAAAACUCGAUUCAUACUAAAUCGUCACAUAAAAACGCAUCAGCCACUGUCGGAAAAGCGAAUAUUUCCAUGCCCACAAUGUGAUGGGAAAUUCCAAACAAAAGAUUAUGUAGCCAGACAUAUAAAGUUUGUUCAUGAAGAUAUUCGUCCAUUUAUUUGUGAAGAAUGUGGAGAAGGUACUCGAACCGAAACUACACUACGAGAACACAUGCUUAUACACACUGACCUGGCACCUUUUGAAUGUGAAAUAUGUAAGAAAGGUUUUAAAAAUGAGUCGCGUCUAAAAAAUCAUAUGGAGAUACACAGUUCGAGUAAGCAUAUCUGCAGAGAAUGUGGCUUGCAGUUAAAUUCACGUGUAACGUUUAAUCGUCAUAUGCUCGUACAUUCUGAUAUUAUGCGUCAUAAGUGUGAUUAUUGUGGGCGAGCAUUUAAACGAGCCAAAACGCUAAAAGGCCAUUUAAUACUCCAUAGUGGUCUAAAGCCCUAUCCAUGUGACUUCUGUGACAGAACCUUUACUAAUGGGGCCAAUUGUCGUACUCACAAAAGGAAAUCACAUCCGGAAGAAUUAGCGGCAUUAGAGGCUUCAGGAGAAAAAACUUACACGAAAAAUAUACCCAGAUUGUCUGUAUUAAAAACAGUAACGCAAUCUGCUGAGAAUCUAAUUCCUGUUGUCUCCAAACAGAGCGGUAAUUUUUCAUUAGGUAGGAAAUUGAAACUUUCGUCCGAUUAUUCUGUUGGUGCCAACAACUCCAGUUCAUUGACAACGACAAAUUCGUCUGCGGAAACAGUAUUUUCAACUUCUAAAGAGAAUAGUUUAGACGCGGGCAACUUUACGGAAAGGAGUAAUAUACAAUCGUCGUUUUGGUAAAAUAAAACAAUGUGCUCUGGAAAGUUAAUUCGUUUAAAUAAAUAUAAGAUUGUUUUCUAAAAGGCAUAGAUAAUUUGAAAAUUGGUAUGAACAAAGUAUGCGCUAGUUUCAUACCGACAACAAUAUUUUCGGGCAAAGUUCAGUGUUUUACAAUUUUGUUUAUGGCGGAGGAAUAAGAAGCGUGGCAGCUUUUAGUUUCUAUCUCAUGAACGAUUCCAUUUUUCAAUGAUCCAGCCUUCCCCUUGGCAUAGGGUGUGGUGAGAGGUUACUAGAAAUUUUUUUGGAAAUCUAGGGUUUAAAUUUCUGGCUAUGCCACACCAACAAAUAUGCUAUCAUCACACCAUGACUCUUCAUACACUGAAAUGUUGGUUUUUGUCGGAAUCGUUUCGAUAACAGAGCCACAACUGAAGUGGGAAUGAUUGCUCAUCAGACUAAUUUCAUAUAUAGAACAAUUUAUUAAAUAAGAACUAAGAAAUGU
Anastrepha ludens (Mexican fruit fly) is the source of this 2458-nucleotide messenger RNA. Its product is annotated as zinc finger protein weckle-like. Gene Ontology annotation, molecular function: zinc ion binding; DNA-binding transcription factor activity; RNA polymerase II cis-regulatory region sequence-specific DNA binding. Bases 115 to 1980 code for a protein of 621 amino acids. Gene Ontology annotation, cellular component: nucleus. Lineage: Eukaryota; Metazoa; Arthropoda; Insecta; Diptera; Tephritidae. Gene Ontology annotation, biological process: regulation of transcription by RNA polymerase II. The record is from RefSeq and is a predicted model, not a curated record. The transcript has 4 exons.